UCAGCGAGUCGAUUAGCUGAGGCGUGAAUUGCAACGCACGAAACGAAUAGAAUAAAGAGAUUCAUCUGAUUCCGGAUUUGCAAAUCGAGCGAUCCCGAGUCACUGAAAGGUUUCCUAUGGCGACGGUGGGAGUGGAAUUGAAGCAGCCGGAGGCGGCACCGGAAGAGACGUGCUCAGCGAAGCCCGCCAAGCAGGGUGAGGGUCUUCGCCAGUACUAUCUUCAGCACAUCCACGAGCUUCAGCUCCAGGUCCGCCAGAAGACCCAUAACCUCAACCGCCUCGAGGCUCAGCGAAAUGAGCUUAAUUCCAGGGUGAGAAUGCUUCGGGAAGAACUACAGCUUCUUCAAGAGCCCGGAUCAUAUGUUGGCGAGGUCGUCAAAGUUAUGGGAAAAAACAAAGUUUUAGUAAAGGUUCACCCAGAAGGAAAAUAUGUUGUUGAUAUUGAUAAAAGCAUUGACAUUACAAAAAUUACUCCAUCAACCAGGGUUGCCCUCCGCAAUGACAGUUAUGUUCUUCAUUUGAUCUUGCCUAGCAAAGUUGAUCCAUUGGUCAACCUGAUGAAAGUUGAAAAAGUUCCUGAUUCUACCUACGACAUGAUUGGUGGCCUGGACCAGCAAAUCAAAGAGAUAAAAGAGGUCAUUGAGCUGCCAAUCAAACAUCCUGAACUGUUUGAAAGCCUUGGAAUAGCUCAACCAAAGGGUGUCCUACUGUAUGGACCUCCUGGUACAGGAAAGACAUUGUUGGCUAGGGCUGUGGCACAUCAUACUGAUUGCACAUUCAUCAGGGUUUCUGGUUCUGAGUUAGUUCAGAAAUACAUUGGAGAAGGUUCUAGAAUGGUUAGAGAACUUUUUGUUAUGGCCAGGGAGCAUGCUCCAUCCAUUAUCUUCAUGGAUGAAAUUGACAGCAUUGGUUCUGCUCGGAUGGAAUCUGGAAGUGGCAAUGGUGACAGUGAGGUGCAGCGCACUAUGUUGGAGCUUCUCAACCAGCUGGAUGGAUUUGAGGCUUCAAAUAAGAUCAAGGUUUUGAUGGCAACAAAUCGUAUUGAUAUCCUUGAUCAAGCACUUCUGAGACCUGGGCGGAUUGACAGGAAGAUUGAAUUUCCAAACCCUAAUGAAGAGUCUCGGUUGGAUAUCUUGAAAAUCCACUCUAGAAGAAUGAAUUUGAUGCGUGGAAUUGAUCUGAAAAAAAUUGCUGAGAAGAUGAAUGGUGCUUCUGGUGCAGAGCUCAAGGCGGUGUGCACAGAAGCUGGAAUGUUUGCUCUGAGGGAGAGAAGGGUCCACGUAACGCAGGAAGAUUUUGAGAUGGCUGUAGCCAAGGUCAUGAAAAAGGAAACCGAGAAAAAUAUGUCAUUGCGGAAGUUGUGGAAGUGAUUUGUAUUGGCUAUUUGAACACAGAGACAUACGCCUUAGGCUUGUUCCUAGGUUCUAUACUUCACGCCUUUUUCCACAGUGCUUGUAUUGCUGAAGUUGUGCAUACUCGCUCCUGAUUCGAGUUUGGCAUUUUGACUCAUCA
Molecule: messenger RNA, 1512 nt
Organism: Prosopis cineraria
Lineage: Eukaryota; Viridiplantae; Streptophyta; Magnoliopsida; Fabales; Fabaceae
Product: 26S proteasome regulatory subunit 8 homolog A
Exons: 9
Coding region: 117-1370 (417 amino acids)
Biological process (GO): proteasome-mediated ubiquitin-dependent protein catabolic process
Cellular component (GO): proteasome regulatory particle, base subcomplex
Molecular function (GO): ATP binding; ATP hydrolysis activity; proteasome-activating activity
Source: RefSeq, a predicted model, not a curated record